AUGAACCAGCUUUUUUGUUCCAGGGAUGAACCAAUCACGAGAACUUCUAACAAAGUUUUAGAAUGCCCGUAUUGCAGCCAUUGGACAAAACAAAAACAAGACUUGCAAAAACAUGUUUACACCAGGCAUCGAGAACAAAACGAUGUGGAGAAAAAAAUAGAAAUAACGGUUGUGAUUUUUAGUUGCAAUAAAUGCAACUUCACGACGGUUUCAAAGGAGUCUUUGGAUAUUCACUGUUCUGAAGUUUGUAAGAAUUUAGAUGCACCAAUGUUGACUUGCGAUCACUGCAAGUUUACAACAAAUAUAAAAAUAAAAAUGCAGAGACACCUUAGGUGGCACAAAUCCAAUAAUAAGUGUCCGUACUGUGAUUUCAUAACAGAUGGCAUAACAGAUACUGCACGAACAUUGCAAUCGCACAUAUACAGAAAACACAAGGAACAAAACGAGUUAGAAAAGAAAGUACCUAUAACCAUAAAAACUUACUCCUGCGAUAACUGCAAAUAUUCAACAUUAACUAAAACAUGUUUUUACUCACACACAAUAUCAUGCAAAAAAAUAAAGUUAAAAAAUACAUUUAAAUGCCAUCAGUGUCCAUAUAAGUCAAACACAAACGAAAAACUAAGAAAACAUCUUACUAGGCACGCACCCUGGAUUAAGUGUUUGUACUGUGAGUUUUUAUCGGUGGAAAAUCGAACGAUAUAUAGGCACAUUUAUAGAAAACAUAAGCAACAAAAUGAUGUAGAAAACAAAGUGCCAUUACCACUUGAAACUUGUGUAUACUGUGAUUUCAAAACAAUGGAUACCCGAACAUUGCAAACGCACAUACACAUGAAACACAAAGAACAAAACAAUUUAGAAAAGAAAGUACCCGUCAUCAUAAAAACUUUCUCUUGCGAAAACUGUCACUAUACAACAGUAAGAAAAACAAGCUUUCUAUCUCACACAAGAUCAUGCAAAAAAAUAAAGGAAGAAAACACAUUUAAAUGCCUUCAGUGUCCAUAUAAGUCAAACACCAACCAAAAACUAAAAUGGCAUCAAAAGACCCAUCUGAGUCCGAAGUUUUUUUGCCCAUAUUGUCAGCGGGUUUAUAAAAAAUCCUCAUCUUUGCAAUUGCAUGUUAUAAAUAAGCACAAGGAACAAAAUGAACAGGAAAACAAGGUCAAGUUUACUAAUAAGUUUUACAAAUGUAGUUUUUGUGAGUCAAGAUAUUUAGAAAAGAAACAGGUAAUGGAUCAUGAAGGAAAAUGUAGAGAAAGGGUUGAAUCUCCCACAAGAACUUCUAACGAAAUGCAAUAUAUAAACUGCCCGUAUUGCAGCCAUUCGACAAAACGUAAGAAGGACUUGCAAAAACAUGUUUACAUGUUGCAUCAAGAACAAAACGAUGUGGAGAAAAAAAUAGAAAUAACGUGUGUGAUUUAUAGUUGCGAUAAAUGCAACUACACGACGGUUUCAAAGAACAGUUUGGAGAUUCACUCUUUUAAAGUUUGUAAGAAUUUGAAUGCGCCAAUAUUGACUUGCGAACACUGCAGGUUCACAACACCUAUAAGGGUUGAACCUCCCAAAAGAACUUCUAACGAAUUGCAAUAUAUAAACUGCCCGUAUUGCAGCCAUUCCACAAAACGUAAGAAGGAGUUGCAAAAACAUGUUUACAGGUUGCAUCGCGAACAAAACGAUGUGGAGAAAAAAAUGGAAAUAACGGUUGAACCCACCACUAACGAAUUGCAAUAUAUAAACUGCCCGUAUUGCAGCCAUUCGACAAAACGUAAGAAGGACUUGCAUAAACAUGUUUACAGGUUGCAUCGAGAACAAAACGAUGUGGAGAAAAAAAUGGAAAUAACGUGUGAGAUUUAUAGUUGUGAUAAAUGCAACUACACGACGGUUUCAAAGAACAGUUUGGAGAUUCACUCUUUUAAAGUUUGUAAGAAUUUGGAUGCGCCAAUAUUGACUUGCGAACACUGCAGGGUUGAACCAACCACUAAAACAACAAAACUUCGCACGAAAAGUUCUAACAAAGUUGCAGAUAUAGAGUGCCCGUAUUGCAGCUAUUCGACAAAACGCAAACCCGACCUGCACAAACAUGUUAACAGAAUGCAUCGAGAACAAAAUGAUAUAGAGAAAAAAAUAGAAAUAACGUUUCUGAAAAAAAAUUGUGUUUACUGUGAUUUUACAACAAUGAAUACACGAACAUUGCAAAUGCACGUACACAGUAAACACAGGAAACAAAACGAGUUAGAAAAGAAAGUACCUAUAACCAUAAAAACUUACUUCUGCGAUAACUGCGAUUAUUCAACACUAAGUAAAUCGUCUUUUGACUCGCACACAAUAUCAUGCAAAAAAAUAAAGUUAGAAAUCACAUUUAAAUGCCAUCUGUGUCCAUAUAAGUCAAAUACAAACGAAAAACUAAAGAAACACAUUAAAGGGCACACACCCAGUAUUAAGUGUUUGUACUGUGAGUUUUCAUCGGUGGAAAAUCGAACGAUAAAUAGGCACAUUUAUAGAAAACAUAAGCAACAAAAUGAUGUAGAAAAUAAAGUGCAAUUACUACUAGAAAUUUGUGUUUACUGUGAUUUUACAACAAUAGAUACACGAGCAUUGCAAAUGCACGUACACAGUAAACACAGGAAACAAAACGAGUUAGAAAAGAAAGUACCUAUAACCAGAAAAACUUACUUCUGCGAUAACUGCGACUAUUCAACACUAAGUAAAUCGAGUUUUGACUGGCACACAAUAUCGUGCAAAAAAAUAAAGGUUGAACCAACCACUAAAACAACAAAACUUCGCACGAAAAGUUCUAACAAAGUUGCAGAUAUAGAGUGCCCGUAUUGCAGCUAUUCGACAAAACGCAAACCCGACCUGCACAAACAUGUUAACAGAAUGCAUCGAGAACAAAACGAUAUAGAGAAAAAAAUAGAAAUGACGUGUCUGAAAAAAAAUUGUGUUUACUGUGAUUUUACAACAGAAUAUACAAUAGCAUUGCAAAGGCACAUAUACAGUAAACAUAGGGAGCAAAACGAGUUAGAAAAGAAAGUACCUAUAACAUUAAAAACUUACUCCUGCGACAACUGUGACUAUUCAACACUAAGUAAAUCGAGUUUUGACUCGCACACAAUAUCAUGCAUAAAAAUAAAGGUUGAACCAACCACUAAAACAACAAAACUUCGCUCGAAAAGUUCUAACAAAGUUGCAGAUAUAGAAUGCCCGUAUUGCAGCUAUUCGACAAAACGCAAACAAGACCUGCACAGACAUGUUUACAGAAUGCAUCGAGAACAAAACGAUAUAGAGAAAGAAAUAGAAAUAACGUUUAUGAAAAAAAAUUGUGUUUACUGUGAUUUUACAACAGUAGAAACACACUCAUUGCAAAUGCACAUAUACAGUAAACACAGGGAACAAAACGAGUUAGAAAAGAAAGUACCUAUAACCAUAAAAACUUACUUCUGCGAUAACUGCGACUAUUCAACACUAAGUAAAUCGUAUUUUGACUCGCACAUAAUAUCAUGCAAAAAAAUAAAGGUUGAACCAACCACUAAAACAACAAAACUUCGCACGAAAAGUUCUAACAAAGUUGCAGAUAUAGAGUGCCCGUAUUGCAGCUAUUCGACAAAACGCAAACAAGACCUGCACAAACAUGUUAACAGAAUUCAUCGAGAACAAAACGAUAUAGAGAAAAAAAUAGAAAUAACGUGUCUGAAAAAAAAUUGUGUUUACUGUGAUUUUACAACAGUGGAUACACGAGAAUUGCAAAUGCACAUAUACAGUAAACACAGGGAACAAAACGAGUUAGAAAAGAAAGUACCUAUAACCAUAAAAACUUACUCCUGCGACAACUGUGACUAUACAACAGUAAGGAAAUCAAGCUUUUACUCGCACACAAUAUCAUGCAAAAAAAUAAAGGUUGAACCAACCACUAAAACAACAAAACUUCGCACGAAAAGUUCUAACAAAGUUGCAGAUAUAGAGUGUCCGUAUUGCAGCUAUUCGACAAAACGCAAACAAGACCUGCACAAACAUGUUAACAGAAUUCAUCGAGAACAAAACGAUAUAGAGAAAAAAAUAGAAAUAACGUGUCUGAAAAAAAAUUGUGUUUACUGUGAUUUUACAACAGUGGAUACACGAGAAUUGCAAAUGCACAUAUACAGUAAACACAGGGAACAAAACGAGUUAGAAAAGAAAGUACCUAUAACCAUAAAAACUUACUCCUGCGACAACUGUGACUAUACAACAGUAAGGAAAUCAAGCUUUUACUCGCACACAAUAUCAUGCAAAAAAAUAAAGGUUGAACCAACCACGAAAACUUCUAACAAAGUUGCAGAUAUAGAAUGCCCGUAUUGCAGCUAUUCGACAAAACGCAAACUAGACCUGCAAAAACAUGUUUACAGGAUGCAUCGAGAACAAAAUGAUAUAGAGAAAAAAAUAGAAAUAACGUGUGAGAUUUAUAGUUGCGAUAAAUGCAACUACACUACUGUUUCAAAGAACAGUUUGGAGAUUCACUCUUUUAAAGCUUGUAAGAGUUUGGAUCCGCCAAUAUUGACUUGCAAACACUGCAGAUUUAAAACAACUAUUAAGUUUGAAAUGCAGAAACACCUUAGGAUGCACACAUCCAAUUUUAAGUGUUCGUACUGUGAGUAUACAGCGAAAACAAAUCAAAAGAUAAAAAGGCACAUUUAUGCAAAACAUAGGCAACAAAAUAAUGAAGAAAAUAAAGUGCAAUUAAUACCAAAAAAAUGUGUAUACUGUGAUUUUACAACAGUAGAUACCCAAACAUUUCAAAUGCACAUAUACAGUAAACACAGGACACAAAACGAGUUAGAAAAGAAAGUACCUAUAACCAUAAAAACUUACUCCUGCGACAACUGUGACUAUACAACAGUAAGGAAAUCAAGUUUUCACUCGCACACAAUAUCAUGCAAAAAAAUAAAGUUAGAAAACACACUUAAAUACCAUCUGUGUCCAUAUAAGUCAAAUACAAACGAAAAACUAAGGAAACAUCUUAGUAGGCACACACCCAGUAUUAAGUGUUUGUACUGUGACUUUUCCUCGGUGGAAAAUCGAAGGAUGAAGAGUCACAUUUAUAGAAAACAUAGGCAACAAAAUGACGUAGAAAAUAAAGUGCAAUUACUACUAGAAACUUGUGUAUACUGUGAUUUUACAACAAUAGAUACACGAGCAUUGCAAAUGCACGUACACAAUAAACACAGAAAACAAAACGAGUUAGAAAAGAAAGUACCUAUAACCAUAAAAACUUUCUUCUGCGAUAACUGCGACUAUUCAACAGUUUUUUGUUUUAGGGUUGAACCAACCUCGAAAACUUCUAACAAAGUUGCAGAUAUAGAAUGCCCUUAUUGCAGCUAUUCGACAAAACGCAAACUAGACCUGCAAAAACAUGUUUACAGGAUGCAUCGAGAACAAAACGAAGUGGAGAAAAAAAUAGAAAUAAAGUGUUUGAUGUAUAGUUGCGAUAAAUGCAACUACACUACUGUUUCAAAGAACUGUUUGGAAAUUCACUCUUUUAAAGCUUGUAAGAGUUUGGAUGCGCCAAUAUUGACUUGCAAACACUGCAGAUUUAAAACAACUAUUAAGUUUGAAAUGCAGAAACACCUUAGGAUGCACACAUCCAAUUUUAAGUGUUCGUACUGUGAGUAUGCAGCGAAAACAAAUCAAAAGAUAAAAAGGCACAUUUAUGCAAAACAUAGGCAACAAAAUGAUGAAGAAAAUAAAGUGCAAUUAAUACCAAAAAAAUGUGUAUACUGUGAUUUUACAACAGUAGAUACACAAACAUUUCAAAUGCACAUAUACAGUAAACACAGGACACAAAACGAGUUAGAAAAGAAAGUACCUAUAACCAUAAAAACUUACUCCUGCGACAACUGUGACUAUACAACAGUAAGGAAAUCAAGCUUUCACUCGCACACAAUAUCAUGCAAAAAAAUAAAGUUAGAAAACACACUUAAAUGCCAUCUGUGUCCAUAUAAGUCAAAUACAAACGAAAAACUAAAGAAACACCUUAGUAGGCACACACCCAGUAUUAAGUGUUUGUACUGUCACUUUUCAUCGGUGGAAAAUCGAAGGAUGAAGAGUCACAUUUAUAGAAAACAUAAGCAACAAAAUGACGUAGAAAAUAAAGUGCAAUUACUACUAGAAACUUGUGUCUACUGCGAUUUCACAGCAAUAGAUACACGAGCAUUGCAAAUGCACGUACACAAUAAACACAGGAAACAAAACGAGUUAGAAAGGAAAGUACCUAUAACCAUAAAAACUUUCUUUUGCGAUAACUGCGACUAUUCAACAGUAAGUAUAACAUGUUUUCACUCGCACACAAAAUCAUGCAAAAAUAUAAAGUUAGAAAACACAUUUAAAUGCCAUCAGUGUCCAUAUAAGUCAAACACUAACAAAGAACUCAAAUGGCAUCUAAAGACCCAUCAAAGUCGGAAGUUUGUUUGCCCUUAUUGUCAGCUGGUUUAUAUAACUUCCAGAUCUUUUCAACUGCAUGUUAUAAUGAAGCACAAAGAACAAAAUGAACAGGAAUACAAGGUUAAGUUGACUAAUAAGUUUUACAAAUGUAGUUUUUGUGAGUUAAUAAAUUUCGAGAAAAAAAAGGUGAUGGCUCAUGAAGAUAAAUGUAAAAAUAAGAAGAAAAGUUAA
Messenger RNA from Brassicogethes aeneus, 6639 nucleotides. The record is from the annotation of a GenBank genome assembly. NCBI's taxonomy places the organism in Eukaryota, Metazoa, Arthropoda, Insecta, Coleoptera, Nitidulidae.